This is a messenger RNA of Rotaria sordida, 666 nucleotides long. The record is from the annotation of a GenBank genome assembly. Lineage: Eukaryota; Metazoa; Rotifera; Eurotatoria; Philodinida; Philodinidae.
AUGAGUCGACUUUUCGGUUGGUCAAAAUCCAAUACUAUACCUAAACCAACAUUAAAUGAUACAGCAGCAACACUUGAUUUACGUGUUGAAACAAUCAAUAAACAAAUAGCUAUAAUUGAUCAUGAAUUACAAGCUUAUAAUAAAUUACCCCCAGCUAGAAAAGCAAGUCAAAAAUCUCGAGCAAUGGCUCUUCUAAAUAAAAAGAAAAUGUAUGAAAGACAACGUAUGACAAUAGAAGGUCAAAGUGCUAAUAUUGCCGCUACUACUUUUGGUAUUAGUAAUAUUGCAAUACACAAGGAAAUGUAUCAUGGUUUAAAAGAUGCAAAAAACCAAUUAGCCAAAGGUUAUAAAGAUUUAAAAAUUGAAAAAGUUGAAACCCUUAUGGAUGAUCUUGAUGAUCAACUUCUUGAUCAAGAUGAAAUGAAUGAUACGUUUAGUCGAACUCUUGGCCAAGAUACAUAUAUAACGGAUGCUGAUCUUGAAAAUGAAUUAGCUGAUCUUGCUACAGAAGAAUCUGGCAUUCAAUCAAAUGCAAGAUAUACUGAUUUGCAUGUACCUAGUGUUCCUGUUCAACCUAUUGAUACUAGAAAUAAAACAGGUGUAACAACAAAAAAUGGUACUAUAGUUGGUUUACCAAAAGCUCCAGUAACUGGAAUGAAAAAUUAA